Messenger RNA from Lecanosticta acicola, 1152 nucleotides. Lineage: Eukaryota; Fungi; Ascomycota; Dothideomycetes; Mycosphaerellales; Mycosphaerellaceae. The record is from the annotation of a GenBank genome assembly.
AUGGCGGCGGUCUCCCGCCCGCGGGUCUUCCUCGACAUCUCCCACGGAACUGAACCCAUCGGCCGCCUUACCGUCGAGCUCUUCACGGACAAAGCGCCCAAAGCAUGUGAGAACUUCAGACAAUUAUGCACCGGACAGAGGAAGCAGGAAGGGUUAUCUUACGAAGGAGUGCCAUUCCAUCGGGUGAUUGAUGAGUUUAUGGUCCAAGGAGGGGACGUGGAAAAUGGUGAUGGAAUUGGAACGCGGAGUAUCUAUGGAGGGGAGUUCGAGGAUGAGGAGUUGCAAUGGAGGGAGAUGGAUGCGAGAGGGUUGGUAUGCUGUGCGAACCGUGGCAAGGGGACGAAUGGCAGUCAGUUCUUCGUUACGCUGGAGGCUUGUCCGCACCUCAACGGGAAGCAUACGAUCUUCGGUCGAUUGGUUUCGGGAGAAGAGACGUUGGAGCGGAUCGCGAAGGUGAAUGUGGACAAGGACGAUAGACCUGUCGAGCCGGUGCUGAUAUUGAGCUGCGGGGAAUUGGAGCGGAGGAAGAAGGUUACGAAGAAGCAUGAUUCGAUGCAGGAGAAUGUCGCGCCGGGCGAUGAUCGGGGGAGACGGAGGAAGAGUGAUCAAGAUCAGGGCGAUGAGGAUGAGAUGGAUAUCACACCACCUCAGAGGGAGCGAAGACGGAGGCAGAGCGAUAAUGUGGUCGACGAGGGCAUAAGAGGCAGACCCCGACUACGUUCGCAUUCUCGUUCGUCAUCCCAUCCGAUCGAAGAAGACGGAGAGGACAUUUCGGACCUCUCGCCCGCAAAGAUGCACAAGCGCAAGCGUAGCCCAAGUCCGAGCAGACACCUCGAUCGCCGGUCCGAGCAGGCCGGUGAGGAACGUAGGCGAAGAAGUCUCCCGAACCAGUAUGGAGACCGGAGACGAGAAUACCGCGACAACGACAGAUAUCGACCGAGCCCCAAGCGGGACGACUAUCGACAUCGUGGCAGAGGAGGAGGAGGAGAUGACCGACGAUAUCGUCCGUCACGAGACCGCCGCUAUGGUGAUGACGGCCGAUUGGGCGAUGAUGGGCGUCUGGGCGGCAGUGGCGGAGGGGACAUCGAUCCCCCCGUCAAAUUCAAAGGCCGAGGCGUGAUGAAAUACAGAGAGUCGGAUCGAGCUUGGUAA